Molecule: messenger RNA, 568 nt
Organism: Medioppia subpectinata
Lineage: Eukaryota; Metazoa; Arthropoda; Arachnida; Sarcoptiformes; Oppiidae
Source: the annotation of a GenBank genome assembly
AGAAAUUACAGGAAUUAGAAGCACUCACUUCUAAUGCCAAACAAAGCGCUCGAAAGACUUUUCCCAAACGAGCCAACAAUAAUGGCAAUACAGACGCGACACCUGUUUCUAGUGAUCACAUGAAUGGCAAAAACUAUGAUAAUGUUUCCAAUACUAAACCCGAAGAAAAAAAGAGUACCAUUCUAUUCGAAGAGUUGGAACCGUUGACAGGGAAUCCAAAUGUCGGUGAUUUAUUGGCGUUCAAAAUGUUAACGAUGUCGAGCGAUGGCCACACGAUGGAAGCCUCGCCCUUCAAUGUCGGAUCCGCUCUUCACGUCAAUAAAGACACCCGAAUGGUCGAUAUUCUACUUCAGGAUACACUCCAUCGGCAAAGGAACGCAAAGACCGAUUAUAACCGCGAAGAACAUCCCUCUCAUAUCAUAUCAUUGAAGAUCAAUUGGUCCACAGUUUUAGAGCCCAAACUCAUUCAAAGAGCCCAAACAAAAAUCUCAUAACAUGUAUAUCUCGUUCACACAAAAUAUGUUUAAUUCGUAACAAUCGCUCAUCAAAUGAAUACAUAAUCGCAUGA